AUGGUAAUAUCACAAGUAAGAUCAUGCAUACGAACGCUCUCUACCAGCAGCCGGGUGGACAAAUCCUUAGCCAAAUGGUAUCAGAGUUUGUGGCAGCCGAAAAGCAACGAACCACCGUACGAUCACAUCGUUCAGCUAGGUGAUCCUGUGCUGCGCGUUCCGUCGAACCCGAUCCCGGAACAGGAACUUAAAUCACCCGAAGUACAGUACCUAGUCAAGCAUCUGGUGAAAGUGAUGCGUUCAUACAAGUGUGUAGGACUGGCCGCACCGCAGCUUGGCCUUUCGUUGCGAGCAUUCGUGAUGGAGUUUAAGGAUGAGCUGCGCGACCAGUACACCAAGGCGGACUACAAACUACGCGAAAUGGAAUCUUUACCAUUGACGGUUUUCUUGAACCCGGAACUUAAAGUUCUCAACUAUGAAAAGGUGACACACACGGAAGCGUGCGAAAGUGUGCGCGGAUAUCGGGCGGAUGUGGCACGAUACCGGGAGGUGUUGAUAACAGGCUUCGAUGCAUCCGGCAAGCAGCAGGAACUGAAACUGAAUGGUUGGAAUGCACGUAUAGCCCAGCACGAGAUGGACCACCUGAACGGGGUCGUGUAUACGGAUCUAAUGAAUAGGAAGAGUCUAACCUGCACCUGCUGGCAGGCGGUCAACGCGAAUAGUGGACGGAUUAAACUAUCGUUUGCAAAUAAAUGAGGAUCAGUAAAAGGGAG
Messenger RNA from Anopheles maculipalpis, 713 nucleotides. RefSeq names its product peptide deformylase, mitochondrial-like. Bases 1 to 696 code for a protein of 231 amino acids. Gene Ontology annotation, molecular function: peptide deformylase activity. Gene Ontology annotation, cellular component: mitochondrion. Gene Ontology annotation, biological process: N-terminal protein amino acid modification; peptidyl-methionine modification. The record is from RefSeq and is a predicted model, not a curated record. Lineage: Eukaryota; Metazoa; Arthropoda; Insecta; Diptera; Culicidae. The transcript has 3 exons.